UUAAAAAAUAAAUUCCGACCAUUAAUCUUAAAACCCCUAAAAUUCGGGUUAUUUCCAUAAAAAAUAAUUCGAUUUUCUCACAAUGAAAUUAUGAAUAUUGAACGAAAUUUCUAAAAAGUUGAGAAGAAUUUUUCUUUUUUAAAAUUUUGUUUGUUCGAUUUGAAUAUGGAAUCGAUUUUAGCUCGAGCAUUGGAGUAUACUUUGAAGUACUGGCUUAAAUCUUUCUCAAGAGAUCAAUUUAAAUUGCAAGGCCGUACAGGACAACUCUCUAAUUUAGAUAUAAAUGGUGAUGCUUUACAUGCGAGUAUGGGGCUGCCAUUGGCUUUGACUGUGACGACAGCCAAAAUUGGGAAAUUGGAGAUAAUUCUGCCCAAAGUAAAAAAUGUACAAGUCGAUCCAAUUGUUUUGCAAAUUGAUAGACUUGAUAUGGUUCUGGAGGAAAAUCCUGAUGUUGAUACUGCUGCCAGCUCAAACAACUUGCAAUCACCCACCAGCUCAGGGAAAGGUAGCGGUUAUGGGUUUGCUGACAAGAUUUCAGAUGGAAUGACUCUACAGUUUCAGACAGUCAAUCUUCUACUUGAAACUAGUGGAGGUGCUUGGUUCGAAGGGGGAGCAGCUUGGGCGACACCUAUGGCUUCUAUCACCAUGCGCAACCUUUUACUUUAUACUACUAACGAAAAUUGGCAGGUUGUAAAUCUUAAGGCAGCACGGGAUUUCUCCUCAAACAAAAAUCUCAUAUAUGUUUUCAGGAAACUUGAAUGGGAGUCUCUAUCUAUUGAUCUCUUGCCUCAUCCUGACAUGUUCAGUGAUGCUCGUUUAGCACGCCCUCGUGUGGAAGCAGCUCAGAGAGAUGAUGAUGGUGCAAAACGUGUUUUUUUUGGGGGAGAGCGUUUUCUUGAAGGCAUAUCAGGAGAGGCUUAUAUCACCGUGCAGAGGACAGAAUUGAACAGUCCACUAGGCCUUGAGGUUCAGUUACAUGUUACAGAGGUUGUUUGCCCUGCACUAAGUGAACCAGGACUCCGAGCUCUUCUCCGAUUCUUGACUGGAUUAUGUGUAUGUCUAAAUAGAGGAGAUGUGGAUCUAAAGGCUCAGCAGCGUUCAGUUGAAUCAGCAGGACACUCUCUAGUUUCUCUUGUUGUGGACCAUGUAUUUCUUUGCGUAAAGGACCCAGAGUUUUGGCUUGAACUUCUGAUGCAGUCACUCCACUUUUCUCGGGCCAGUGUCUCUGAUGGAGAAAGUUCUCGUAAUUUGUCUAAGGUUAUGAUUGGUGGGCUGUUUUUAAGGGAUACCUUUUCACGCCCUCCCUGUACUUUAGUGCAACCAUCUAUGAAGGCUGUUACUGAUUCUCAUCUUCUUACUCCUAAAUUUGGUGAGAAUUUUUGCCCUCCAAUAUAUCCUUUGGGUAAACAGGAAUGGCAGUUACCUGUUGGUGUUCCUUUAAUAAGCCUCCACUCUCUUCAAGUCAAACCCUCUCCACCCCCUCCAUCUUUUGCUUCACGAACUGUAAUUAGUUGCCAACCUCUUAUGAUACAUCUUCAGGAAGAAUCUUGUUUGAGGAUAUAUUCCUUCUUGGCUGACGGAAUAAUUGGCGAUCCUGAUGCUGUUUUGCCAGAUUCUUCAGUGAAUUCUUUUGUGUUCACUCUCAAGGAGUUAGAAAUUAGUGUUCCUCUGCACACUAGCAAAUUUGAUAAUCCUGGUGGUGAAGAGGACCAUGCCCUACAAAACUCAUUUGCUGGAGCUAGGCUUCACUUUGAGAAGUUGUUUUUCUGCGAGUCACCAUCACUAAACCUCAAGCUACUGAACCUGGAGAAGGAUCCUGCUUGUCUCUCUGUUUGGGACGGCCAACCUGUUGAUGCUAGCCUUAAAAAAUGGACUGCCGAAGUAUCACAAGUCAGUUUGUUGUUAGAACCAACUGCUUGCUCAACCGGUUCUCCUGACUGGUCUUCGGAUUUGUGGAAGUGCGUUGAGGUGAAAGAUGUUUGCAUUGAGUUAGCUAUGGCAUCAACUGAUGGGAACCCAUUAACAGUUCUGCCUCCUCCAGGUGGUAUUGUCAGAAUAGCAGUUGCUUGUCCACAAUUUUUGUCCAAUUCAUCAGUUGAGCAAUUCAUUUUUGUCUUGGAUCUCUAUGCGUAUAUCGGUAGAGUUAGUGAAAAGAUUUCCGUGGUUGGAAAGAAUAAAAGACCAAAGAGAAACAAGGACGAUACUCUGGGUGGAAGACUGAUAGAGAAAGUUCCAAGUGAUACUGCUGUAAGUUUAGCAAUAACUGUUCUGCAGCUUCGGUUUCUUGAAGCAUGCUCCUUAGAUAUGCAGGGCAUGCCAUUAGCUCAAUUUACUGGAAACAAUCUGUUCCUGAAAGCCACUCACAGAACUCUUGGUGGUGCUAUGGCUGUUUCAUCGACCUUGUGUUGGGAGAGUGUUCAGGUCGACUGUGUAUCCACAGAGGGAAACAUUGUAUACAAUAAUAAUAAUACACUGAUAGAUGCAACUAAAAAUGGUUCUUUGGCAACUGAGAAUGGAUUUUCUCCUCUAAGAGCUGUUUUUUGGAUACACAACAAGCAGAAGCAGCUAUCUAGUCCAAAAGCUUCAGUAAUUCCAUUUCUCGACAUAAGCACUGUGCAUGUCAUUCCUUUUAAUGAGCGGGACAAAGAGUGUCAUACUUUAAGUGUGUCAGCUUGUAUAUCAGGUGUACGCUUAGGUGGAGGAAUGAGUCAUACUGAAGCUCUGCUACGUCGGUUUGGAAUAUUUGGUCCUGAUGGGGCUCCCAGCCUGAGGCUUUCUAAGGGCAUAGAGAACUUAUCAUCUGGGCCACUGUCAAAACUUUUACAGUCUUCAGCUUUCAUUGAUAAUGAUCUUGUGGAUGGUGGAACUUUGGGAGGGCUAAAGGAUGAUAGUUUUUCGCACCUGGGAAUCCCGGAUGAUGUGGAUGCAUCCAUCGAGUUGCAAGACUGGUUAUUUGCACUUGAAGGUGUGCAAGAGAUGGCUGAAAUGUGGUGGUUUGAGAAGGAAGACUUGGGCAGAGAGCAUAGGUGUUGGCACAUGACUUUCAAAAGUUUGACUGUAAAAGCAAAAAGUAGUUCCAAGGAUGUGCAGAACUUAAAAAAUAAUUCACAUGGAAUGCGGAGAUAUCCUGUGGAGUUCAUCUUAGUUAGUUUGGAAGGCUUGCAGACAUUGAAGCCUCAGGUGGAGAGGAGCAGCAUCCUUGAAGAUCCUUUACCUGUAAAUGGCUUCAAAGAAAGUGUCUCGAUAUUUGGAAGAAUGAAUCUUGAAGUUCGUAUGAAGAUAUUGGAAGAUAAAGUUGACAACGAAACCAUCAACUGGAUGAUGGAGAACUUUAAACUCUCCGUCAAACAACCGAUUGAGGCUGUUUUAACCAAGGACGAACUUCAACACCUUGCUUUCUUAUGCAAAUCCGAAGUUGAUUCAAUUGGUAGGUUAACUGCUGGAAUCUUGCGGUUGCUCAAGCUUGAAAAGUCACUUGGCAAAGAAGCCAUGAAUAAACUUAGCAACCUCGGAAUCGAGGGUUUCGAAAAGAUUUUCUCAUCUGAUAAGCUCAGUCAAGGCAGCAAGCUUCAAAGUAUCACAACAUUGGCUUUGCUUGAGGAGGCAGUUUCAGAUUCACAAGCCAAGUGUGCCGCUCUCAUCACUGAAUCAUCUAAUUUGGAGUCUUCCCAGGUGAACCUUACUAACAUUAAAGAACUUCAACAGAAACUGGAUAACAUGCAUAGUUUACUGCUGCAAUUGCGGGUUCAAAUUUGAAUUUCUUUAUCGAAAAAAUAUUUGCUUUUGAUCAUAUAGUUUUUACUCAUUCUUUAUGUAUAUAGUAAACAUACUAUAAUUACAUGUCCGAGUAUAUGAGGUUUAUUAAGCAUUGAUGAAAGAAAUUUAGUUUGUGUAA
Molecule: messenger RNA, 3895 nt
Organism: Gossypium raimondii (Peruvian cotton)
Lineage: Eukaryota; Viridiplantae; Streptophyta; Magnoliopsida; Malvales; Malvaceae
Exons: 20
Coding region: 166-3756 (1196 amino acids)
Source: RefSeq, a predicted model, not a curated record